GGAGCGAGGAGCUUCCUCGGGAUAGCAGUGGAAGAAAGCUGUACCGUUUGCCAGGACAUUCAAAAAGCACCGUUUCUCUUGAAACAAAUAACUGGGUAUUUUCUACUACAUUCACUUUCUUUGCUAGCUUGUAGCUUUUUGUUUCUUAAACACCACAAUAUUACUCAUCUUUUGCUAUUAAAAUAUUUACGUAUGUUUUUGAAGAUUCUUAUUUUCAUAGUAUUUAUUUAGAUAUUCAAAUAAAAUUAUAAAAAAAUGAAAAUGUAUUAGUUAUCUAGAAAUAAUCAAAUUCUAAUAAACUACGUAAUCUUUUCGUAUCUAUGACAUAUCUAAGAUUGAUGCACAUGCUAAUGAAAUUCAGAACAAUUAUACUUAAUUAAAGUAGCCCGAAUAAUCUAAUGUAUUUUACUUAUAGCGGUCUUAUUCGUUUUUUCUUCUUUGCUCAGAACUGCUGGAUGGUCCCUAACCUCGCUAUAACUCGUUUAGACUCGACUUCAUAGACGGUUUCUAACCCCGUGGUGCGUUCACGGUCUCGCCGUGACUGUAGUAAAGAAAGUACGGACAUAGGAAAAGUUAGAGAAGAUGCGGUGACGCGGCUGUGGAGAAGCCGGGCUGCAACUCUCGGUUCCGGGACUCUGACGUUAUGUUGUAACCGGUGUUUAGGGAUGAGAGCAGCGGGAGAAGGUUCAGAGAUGAUUCCAGGGCUUUCCCCAGCCUCCGAUGUGAAUUUUUAAGACCUCUUCAUUAGGUUUCUUCUCUUCUUUUACCGGAUCAUGUCUUUUUUAGUAAAGAAGAAGAAGUUUAAGUUUCAGGUGCACUUCACUCUGGAGGAGCUGACCGCGGUGCCGUUUGUUAACGGAGUGUUGUUCUGUAAGAUCCGGCUCGUUGAUGGGGGAGACUUUGCCACGCUAUCGUCCAGGGAGGAGGUUCUACAGAACUGUGUGCGAUGGAGGAAGAAAUUCUCCUUCGUGUGUAAAAUGAGUGCAAACCCAAUCACUGGUGUGUUGGAUCCAUGUAUCUGCAGGGUAUCUGUACGAAAGGAGCUGAAAGGAGGGAAGGCCUUCUCAAAGCUCGGCUUUGCCGACCUUAACAUCGCAGAGUUCGCAGGAUCAGGCUCAACAGUUCGCUGCUGCAUCUUGGAGGGCUACGACACGAAAAACACACGACAGGACAACUCCGUACUCAAGGUGAUGAUCGGGAUGACGCUUCUGUCUGGAGAUCCCUGCUUUAAAACGCCACCCAGCACGGCCAAAUCUGUGAGUAUCAGUACCGAGGACCCCAACCUGCAGCUGGACCGCAAGGGAGAGAGCACUGAUACCACAGCACUGCCACUGGGGGGCGUCGUGGAAGGAUGCCGUAGCUUUAAACCCCGACAGUCGUCAGUACGGAGCACAGGUCUGCCCGAAGGAGGAGGAAGUCCAGAUGACGUCUUCCACACUCGUCAUGUCCGCAGCUCCAGCUACGCCAGCCAACAUAGCAGGAUAUCAGGCUACAGCACAGGUAAUUCCCGGAGCUCCAGCCUGACCGACCUCAGUCACCAGAGGAACGCCUCCAACAGCAGCAGCGCCUCCUGUGGACUCGUGCACUCCCCCCAGUUUUCACCCUCCACCCCCACUGAGCCCCGCAGGCAGGCUACGCCGACCAAACCAGAGAGGCCUCCACCGCCCUCUGCUGCUGCCCUAAAGUCCAGCAGAUCCUCCAGAAGGAAGAACGACGCUGUGGAGAGACAGCCCAGCUGUGUGGACGACACUCGCAUCGACGCCGACGACAUUGUGGAGAAGAUCGUUCAGAGCCAGAACUUUUCUGACAACAGCAACAACGAAGACAGUAACCUGCGACUGUUCGUUAGCAAAGACGGGACCACUGCGCUCAGCGGGACGCAUGCUAACAGUGGAACGCCUGGAACGUUUGAGCCGGUGGUCAUCGAGAGUCACUGAGACACAGACGCCCACUGUGGACCUGAUCGUUACUCCGAUGCAGUUAGUGUACUUCCUCCGAUAUUUUCUAACUGAGCCUUGUGAGAUAAAAAACCAGACAUGUCUGUACUGACUCACCAGCACAGACACCAGAAAGUCUUUCCUUCUGUGUGGGAGGCUAUUCAAAGUUCUCCACUCCACCAUGAGCAUUUCUCCAGUGGGUGUGUGUCUAACAGGCCCUUCGUUGCAGCGCACAGUGGAAACAAAUGGUAUUAUAAGUAGUCAUCCAUCCAUCAGUAUGUCCGUUCUCACAGGGGAGACGUUGACACGUUAAACGAAGCUGAGUUUUUAGGUGAGGAACGGGAUCCAGACCCAGAACCUCUUCUGUUUGUGAAGGUAGUUCUCCAUUUGGCCUUCGCUGACAAGUUACUACUCGUGCUCUACUGUUCCUAGUCAAUUAUGUCAGAGCUGGUCUCUGAGUCAUCCAAAAAUGUUUUAUGUAACCUUUGUUUACCGAACGAGGGGUCAUCAGAAACACACCCGCUGAACCAACAACCCACACCUUUACUUGAACUUUAACCUAAAGAAAACACUGCAGUUUGACAGAGAGGGAUGUAGUACAACACUGAAACAGGAUGCUGCGUUCAGGGUCACCUCGUCAAAUCUUACGUUUUCUUCCUCCCGUCUGCAAAAUUCCCUGUCAACAUGGGUCGUGUUCUUCACUCGUUCGUAUAACAGUCUGUUUCACAUGCUCCAUGUCACAUGACCAGAGACCGUGUAUAAGGAAGUGAAGGUGAUUUAUUUGUGACACAGCCCACCACAAAAUGUGUCCUCUGUCUCUACCCCAUCACCUUAAUGAGCAGGGGGCAGCUCAAGCUAAGCGCCCAUGGAGCAGUGUGUGGGGACGGUGUCUUGCUCAGUGCACCUCAGUGACACCUGGCGGCUGGUGGAUUCAAACCUGCAACCCUCCAGACACCAGUUGGUUUACUUAACCGCCAGCCACCACUGCCACAAAGGACAUAGCCUCCUGUAGCCAUGAGCGAAUCAAGGAGGUUUAAGGUAUUAUUUGGAAAACCUCAGUCCUUAAUUCAUUCUAAUAACGAAACAUAGCUUUGAUUCAGGAAAAUCGUAAUCCAAUCAUUUUCCACUAAUCGAUCGGUCGUUUCAACCCAUACUGCCCCUUUAAAACCUCAACCACACCGGUGGCAAAUGUUUGGUGACGGUGUUCUGCAAUGUUUUGACGAGGGUGCCCUGAACGCAGCACCAGAGCCAAGGAGCUCUGAGAGGACAGAGAUGUUCUCCAAACUCAACUGGAACAGAGGAGGGUUUGAUUCCUUCACUGUUUGGAUUCUGUGUCUUGACUCUGUACAGAAAUGCUUUAUUAGAAUUUUUAUUAUAUAAAACUAUAUGAUACUGAACUAUUUUGCACAUGUAUACGUACUUGUUAAAAACCACUAUGAGAGGAAAGGGUACGAUUGUCUAAACAAACACAUGGUAUUUUUUGUUGUUGUUAUUAUUAUUAUUUUUAUUUUAUUUUUAAAAUGCUGUUGUUUCUCAGACAGCAGCCGCUCUUCUGACCCCAAAAACCCUGUCGUCAUGUGGCUGUGCCAUAUGUGAUGUCCUGUCCCUGCACUUACGCACGUCAAGCUCUUUCACCCGGGAGGUCGAGGGUUUCGUCCCUAACAGCUCUCCAUUCAUGUUCUACUUUUAAUUUAGAAGUCUGUGGUAAAUGGUUUAAAAUAGAACAUAUUUUUUAUUUUAUGUAAAAUUCAAACAAAACGGCCCGUGAAUUCUGUGAACAUUUUCGUCAUAUGUCAACAAUGAAACACAUUUAGCAACCCUAAAAACAAAAUGAAACCAGGUGUUUCCAACAUCAGGAUUAAAUAUUAAAUAUAUUUGAAAUACAGUAUAAUUACACUCUUUUUACCUCGGGAAUCAUAAUCAAUUUCUUUUAGCUGUCCUCACUUGUGUGCUCUGGCGCCCCCACAAGGGAGGUCCACCUCACACCACCGAUUUAUGACAUCACUCAGUAUUGCAUACCAGGUACAUUGCCACCAGGUUUUUCAAUCCAAUCACGUUUCCAUCAUUGUUAGUGAAAUAACCUUCAUCCCUGGCUCUGAUUGGCUGUGGGGUGGGCUUGGAGCGUAAAUGCUAGGUUUAGAAGAACUACACUGAGAAGUCGUCGCCCACUUGUCCUGUCUGUUCCUGACACUGACAGUGAAGCAGCAGACCCCUCCGUCCCACAGCUGCAACACAAAGCUCCUCUUCUUCUCCACAACAAUAAACAACAGAGACUGACCUUCUGUGGACUGUGUUUGGGUGUGUGUGUAUGUGUGUGUCUGCAGUAACUGUGUGUGUAAAUGUGUUUGUUUGUGCGUGCGGGCCAUGCGUGUCUUCAGUCUGGUGCGUAAAGCCCCAGUGAACUCUGGGUAAAUCUUGCAUUAAACUUCUGUACUUGUGGACUUUUAACUGUUGUCUAAAGGUGUAGUUCAGGAGUUGUUUUUUUUUUUUAUGUGAGGGACUGGUACGACAAUAAUGACUUUAUCUUCCGUCAACCUUUUCAACAAGUACCUGCACCAAAUUCCAUAGAGAAAAGAAGUGAUUUUACAACAGAGCAGAAAAGUUGAUUAAAAUAUUGUUUUAAUGUGACUUCACUGAUUGAAAUCCCCAGAUUAGAUUUGUUUGUGUGGAAAAAAAACCUUUUCAUUUAUUUUUGAUAUUAUUUUUUAAAGAUUGUGGACUGCACUAAGGUCUAUUGAGAAAAUUUGUCAUUUAAAAUAAUUGUCAUAACAGGAAUUGUUAAUCUACUGCUGCUGUGAGUUUGUUUUUUUUUCAGUCCAUUUAAACAUUGGUCUUUUCUCUAUGGACAUCGGUGUGGUAGAACAAAUCUGAAAAACCACACAAAGAAUACACCUUUCACCUUUCCUCUCUGCAUUUGCCUACUUGUAACUCCUAGGCGGUUGAUGUAGAGUCAGUCGUAGAACUACACUACAAAGGAAAAACAAACAGUUUCUUUAAGGUUUUCAGUGUUGCCCACAGGAAUGUAUGUACAACCUAGCACUCCCUCUGACUCGUCCAUCGUCCAAUGUUACUUUGGUACUCUAGAUGGUUCUUCUUCACUGUCUCCAUACACGUACAUGGAAUAAAUUCCACACAGAAAACUCUGGUGACACGUCAACCUUCUAGAACCUUCAGCUUUUUUUUAUUUUAUUUCAUGACCAGCAGGCUGGUCUCAGGUCAGGGCAGGACGGUCCCAUUGAUGUGUGACUCUCUCUAAAAAUGAAAAAAAAAAAAAAAAAAGCACACUUCAUAGGGAACCAUGUGUCGGUGCAUUGUCUGUAACUGUGAUUUUUUUUUUCUACAGAUAGUAUAUAUAUACUGUAUAUAAAUAAAUGAUUAUUUUUUACUUUGCACUUGAUCAUACGCAGCCUGUGAUAUUCUGACAUUGUUCCAUUGUUGGUGAAAGGGAUUGUUGAAUCACAAUGGGAUAAUGAUGCAUUUUCUGGUCAUACUAAGAAUAAAAACCUCUCACUUUGGUUACUUAAUAAAGUCAGGUUACACUAAAGGGAUGUUCCGAGGCUUGUUAAAGGGUAAAAAUUAAAUGUACGUCAGAUUAACGUGUAUAAAUAAACACUGUAUGUUCUAAA
Molecule: messenger RNA, 5563 nt
Organism: Cynoglossus semilaevis (tongue sole)
Lineage: Eukaryota; Metazoa; Chordata; Actinopteri; Pleuronectiformes; Cynoglossidae
Gene: eeig1b
Product: estrogen-induced osteoclastogenesis regulator 1b
Exons: 12
Coding region: 774-1937 (387 amino acids)
Source: RefSeq, a predicted model, not a curated record